Molecule: messenger RNA, 3137 nt
Organism: Myotis myotis
Lineage: Eukaryota; Metazoa; Chordata; Mammalia; Chiroptera; Vespertilionidae
Gene: USP21
Product: ubiquitin specific peptidase 21
Exons: 12
Coding region: 1183-2901 (572 amino acids)
Biological process (GO): protein deubiquitination
Cellular component (GO): cytoplasm
Molecular function (GO): cysteine-type deubiquitinase activity
Source: RefSeq, a predicted model, not a curated record
GCUCCGGAGCCAACCGGGGCCUUGGCCUGUCUCCCCUCAAGGGGGGCGGGCCCGAGAAGCCCUGCCGCCGGGCGACCCGGGGUCAGGGAGGCCCGCCCGCCCGCCUUCCGCAGGGCCCCUGAGCCCCACACCGCGUAGGAGCUCGAGGGUGCGGGAGGGAGGGAGUCGCAAGCCACCCAUUUCCUGAGAGGUGCACGGGAGUGCGGAUGGGGUGCUGUCUCCUGGGCUGUUGUCCUGGCACCCGCCCGCAGUGACCAGGGCGCCCGAGGGGCUCAGGUAGCGCCCGCUUGACGUCCCGGUGCGAGGCUGUCGCCACCCGAUGAUCCAGACCGCGACUGUCCUAGGCCUCCCAGCACCGCUGUUUCCGCAGGAAGGUGCCGAGGCAGGAGUCAGGCCUGGGCUGUCAUCACCCAUUCAUUGAUCCUCAAUGAUACAGUCACACCGCACUUCUCCAGCAGUUCGAUUCUCAACCAAGUUGUUCACAGAAAAAAAGUCUCGGUUGUCGACCAAAACUUCAGUUUUGGACCUGACAACCUUUCAUGCUGAGACCUCUACCUGACAAAAAGCAUCUCUCUGGCAACAAAGGAAAGAAUGCUUUUGUGAUUAGCACAUUUUUCAAACAGAAAGAGUGCUAAUGUUGCUAAGGGUGUGAACGCGCUCAUAAGCUAACAAGCACAGACAGUUGAAUAGGUAGAAAAAUUUGUUUGUAUAAAGGAAAAGCAGUGAGCCAGUGGUAGCACUUUAGAGGCAGUGAUACAUGGAAAAUCAGUUUAAGGCUAAUAGAGGGUGUUUCAAUAAAUUUAAGAAAAGAAGUGCUUAUUUAUAGAUUAGACAUGUACUGUAUAUACUAGUAAGAAAGGUUAAAAUGGAAUCAUUUGGAGUUUUGGAACGGAUUAAUUCAAUUUACAUUCUUUCUGAUGGGAACAAAUGAUUCAGUUUUCUAACAAAUCGCUUCUCCAACAGCUUUCCAGAACGAAUUAAGUUCAAGAACUGAGGUUCAGUGUGCUAAGUAUUUACUUUGUGUCAAACAUUGAGCUAGGUACUGGGAUACAACGUCUGAUAUGACAACUCGGUUCCUGCCCACAGUACACAUAGAAGCUAGUAUGGUAGCUUAGCUUCCCCCUCUGUCCAUAUUCAUAUGCUGACCCUCUCUUCUCCCAGGUCUUGCCUGUGGUGACCACAAUGCCCCAGGCCUCUGAGCACCGCCUGGGCCGGACCCGAGAGCCACCUGUCAAUGUCCAGCCCCGAGUGGGAUCCAAACUACCAUUUGCCCCCCGGGCUCGCAGUAAGGAGCGUCGAAACCCAGCCCCUGGGCCAAACCCCAUGUUACGGCCUCUGCCUCCCCGGCCAGGUCCACCUGAGGAACGGCUCAAGAAACUGGAGCUGGGACAAACACGGACCUCAGGCUCUCGUCCCAGAGGCCCCCUUCGGGCAGAUCAUGGAGUUCCCCUGCCUGGCUCACCACCCCCAGCUGUGGCUCUGCCUCUCCCAACCAGGACCAACUUAGCCAGGUCCAAGUCUGUGAGCAGUGGGGACUUGCGUCCAACAGGGAUUGCCUUGGGAGGGCAUCGAGGUGCUGGAGAGCUAGGGGCUGCACUGAGCCGCUUGGCGCUCCGGCCUGAGCCACCCACUUUGAGACGUAGCACCUCUCUCCGCCGCCUAGGGGGCUUUCCUGGGCCCCCCACCUUGCUCAGUAUACGGACAGAGCCCCCUACUUCCCAUGGCACUUUCCGCGUGAUAUCCGCCCGGCCCUCCAAGCCUUUCUACUUCGAUGACAAGAUGGCUCAUCACACACUGCUUCUGGGCUCUGGUCAUGUUGGCCUCCGAAAUCUGGGGAACACGUGCUUCCUGAAUGCUGUGCUGCAGUGUUUGAGCAGCACUCGGCCUCUCCGGGACUUCUGCCUGCGAAGGGACUUCCGGCAAGAGGUGCCUGGAGGGGGCCGAGCCCAAGAGCUCACUGAAGCCUUUGCAGAUGUGAUUGGUGCCCUGUGGCACCCUGACUCUUAUGAAGCUGUAAAUCCUACUCGGUUCCGAGCUGUCUUCCAGAAAUACGUUCCCUCCUUCUCUGGAUACAGCCAGCAGGAUGCCCAGGAGUUCCUGAAGCUCCUCAUGGAGCGGCUACACCUUGAAAUCAACCGACGAGGCCGCCGGGCUCCCCCAAUCCUGGCCAGUAGCCCAGCUCCCUCUCCACCCCACCGUGGAGGGGCUCUGCUGGAAGAGCCGGACUUAAGUAGUGACAAUGACCGGGCCAACCUAAUGUGGAAGCGUUACCUGGAGCGAGAGGACAGCAAGAUUGUGGACCUGUUUGUGGGCCAGUUGAAAAGUUGUCUCAAGUGCCAGGCCUGUGGGUAUCGCUCCACGACCUUCGAGGUUUUUUGUGACCUGUCCCUGCCCAUCCCUAAGAAAGGAUUUGCUGGGGGCAAAGUGUCUCUGCGGGACUGCUUCAGCCUUUUCACCAAGGAAGAAGAGCUAGAGUCGGAAAACGCCCCAGUAUGUGGGGUUCAAACGGUGUGUGACCGAUGUCAGCAGAGAACACGAAGUACCAAAAAGCUGACAGUACAAAGAUUCCCCCGGAUCCUCGUACUCCAUCUGAAUCGGUUUUCCGCCUCCCGAGGCUCCAUCAAGAAAAGCUCCGUAGGUGUGGACUUCCCGCUGCAGCGCCUGAGCCUGGGGGACUUUGCCAGCGACAAAGCCGGAAGCCCCGUCUACCAGCUGUACGCCCUCUGCAACCACUCGGGCAGCGUCCACUAUGGCCACUACACCGCCCUGUGCCGCUGCCAGACCGGCUGGCACGUCUACAAUGACUCUCGGGUCUCCCCGGUCAGUGAGAACCAGGUGGCGUCCAGCGAGGGCUACGUGCUCUUCUACCAGCUGACGCAGGAGCCGCCCCGCUGCCUGUGAAACCCUGCCCCCCCCCAAGCCCGGGCUCCCCGUUUACCUCAGAGACGUCUAUUUUUGUGUCUUUUUCAUUGGGGAGGCGGAGGGUGAUUGUAGCACCCAUUUUUUAAAUUAAAAAGUACCCUUCCACCUGGAGGUCCCCCUGUGCCCCAGCCCCAUGUACAGAGCUCCCCAGGCCCCGCCCGUGUACGGCCCCGGACUUCAAUCUCACUUUUUGUGAAUAAAUUUAUUAAGAAAAA